CCCGCCAUGGCCCGCCAGCUGAUCGGCCCCGCGCUGCCGCCCGGCUUCCCGCGCCGCGCCGAGGCCGAGCCGGGCGAGGACUUCAGCCAGGUUGCAGGACCAGCACUGCCUCCAGACUACAAAAGCAGCUGUAGCUCAGAAACUCCUGACAGUGAUGACGACUCAGAAUCUCUUCCUCUACCCAGAGACACAAACAGAGACUCUGAAGAGGAGACAGAAGGAGAUCCAGCACCCAAAAAGCCAAAAAGAACUCAUGAAGACGAUGAUGAUGAUGGCUUUUUUGGGCCAGCUCUUCCUCCUGGAUUUAAAAAACAGGAUGAUUCUCCAGAGAGGCCCAUUAUAGGUCCUGCAUUACCACCUGGCUUUAGGAAAGCUUCAGAGGACACCAGAAGUAGCAGAUGUUUCAUAGGACCGUCUGUUCCAUCAGAAUCCCGUCCCCAGCUGACAGAUAGCAGUGAGGAUGAAGACAAUUUAAUAGGCCCAAUGCCUGCUAAAGGACCAGUGGAGUCUGAUGUGGCCAAAGAGUUUGAACGCAGAGCUCAGAGAAUGAAAGAAAAGCUUACUGCAGCAGACAGCGAUGAGCCCAAACAAGUUACCAGGGAAUCAUGGAUGACAGAGCUUCCACCUGAGCUGAAAAGCUUUGGAUUUGGCCCAAGAACAUUCAAGAGACGAGCUGAUGACAAAUCAGGUGAUAGAUCUAUUUGGACAGAUACUCCAGCUGACAGAGAGAGAAAAGCCAAGGAAAGAGAAGAGGCAAAAAAGUCAAGCAGUAAGGAUAAUGAAGAAAUGGUAUUAUCUGGGAGGGACAAGAGGCUUAUUGAGCAGGUGUCUUCAUACAAUGAGUCAAAGAGGUCAGAGUCUCUCAUGGACAUCCACCAGAAAAAGCUGAAGAGCAAAGCAUCUGAAGAAAAGAGCAAACCUCAGGAAAGAAGGCCAUUUGACCGAGAGCAGGAUCUCAAAGUCAAUCGCUUUGAUGAAGCACAAAAGAAAGCUCUUAUAAGAAAAUCCAGAGAUCUGAAUAGUAAAUUUGAGCACAGCAAAGGCAACAUGUUUUUAUAAGAUGUGAAAGCAUUAAGCUUUUUUGAAGUGAAGUCCAUUAAAAUUUGAAUACUUAAUUUUUAUAAGUAUUUUUCUGUAAAUAUUUGUAUCCAAAAUAAAUAUCCUAAUGUUUAACUAUUUUUCCUUGUCUGUAAAUACUCUCUUAGGGAGGAUCAUCUGUACUGAAACUAAACUAGCAAAGGGAAGUCCUGGUAUAAAAAAAUAUAAAUUUGCUACUUUAAAACUUUGAUAUGUAUGGUUUUUUGUUGUUCACAUAAAAAUAAUUAAUCAAAAUAGGUGGGUUUUAAGGAGCUCUAGGUUUAAUCUUGCAAUGGAGUUGGCAGUUUUGCUUUUUUUCCUGCCAUGCUUAAGAUCCUCUUUCUGAGCCUGAGGUGAAGGCCAUGGAAAAAUCCCUUUUACAUUUGUGUGCAGAACAUUGCUUGACUGGAGUUCCUGCUGGGGAGUAUAAACUCAAGCCUUUACAUUUGCCCAGUGCUUUUAUUUCUCUAAUUCUGUGUCUGUACAUAUAUACAGGUUUAUAUGUAUGCAGUACAGUUU
Messenger RNA from Melozone crissalis (California towhee), 1596 nucleotides. It is a transcript of the gene GPALPP1, whose product is annotated as GPALPP motifs containing 1. The transcript is spliced from 8 exons. The coding region runs from base 7 to 1059 and encodes 350 amino acids. The record is from RefSeq and is a predicted model, not a curated record. Lineage: Eukaryota; Metazoa; Chordata; Aves; Passeriformes; Passerellidae.